AUGGACAAAACAGACUUUUCCCUCUCUUCUAAGGUUCAAAAGAUCCUUGCUGCAAAAACAGCUGAAAAUUACAUUGCUCUCUUAAUUAUCUACAAAGAAGUUUAUGCUAUUUCAGGUCUAUUGAAUAGAGCUUCAGCUAACACUGUUAUGAGUUUUACUGAUACAAGAUAUAUAAUCUUACUAUAUGCACUUCCACUUCAUACUAUGCAUAUUCUUCAACCAUCUGAAAUUCUUUUUGCCAAACUUAAAAAGAAGUAUAGUAAAGAUUGUAAUAUGCUUUAUAGCAAUAACAAUGAGCUAGUGACCAAGUAUUCUUUUGCUAAAAUUUUUGGACCAGCUUUUAUUAUAACCUACACUUUCAUGGCAAUAAUUAACUUCUUUAAAGCUACAGAAAUUUGGUUCUUCAAUCCUAAUGCUAUCAGUAAUGACUGUCUUGAUCCUUCACUUGUUACUGAACGAUUUAACUUAUCUUCUUCUCUACCCCUAUCUUUAGUAGAACUUCAACUAACCUCUAACUACUCUACUCGAUCCAAUGUUAUUAAAGAGUUGAAACUGCUGAAGAUUAAAAAUGAGACCUUUAGAAGAGAAAAUCUACAACUAAAAAAACAGAAUGCCUCAAUUAAAGAAAACUUUUUAUUAGUACAAGAGGAGCUAGAAAUCUUUAAAAAUCCUGGUACUUUUUCUUUAAAACUAGUACUUAAGUAUUCAGUUUCUAAAACUAAGGAACAGGAG
Messenger RNA from Cetraspora pellucida, 732 nucleotides. NCBI's taxonomy places the organism in Eukaryota, Fungi, Glomeromycota, Glomeromycetes, Diversisporales, Gigasporaceae. The record is from the annotation of a GenBank genome assembly.